Mirounga angustirostris (Northern elephant seal) is the source of this 2295-nucleotide messenger RNA. RefSeq names its product transmembrane protein 271 (gene TMEM271). The transcript has a single exon. Bases 252 to 1388 code for a protein of 378 amino acids. NCBI's taxonomy places the organism in Eukaryota, Metazoa, Chordata, Mammalia, Carnivora, Phocidae. The record is from RefSeq and is a predicted model, not a curated record.
GGGCUGGGGAGGGGGCGCGCGCGCCCUGCGGUCCUCCGCGCCGCAUCGGUUCCCGGCGCGGGGCCGCGGCGGCGGCGGCGGGAGGCGGAGGAUGCGGACUCCGGCGGCGGCGGCGCGGGCCAGGGAGGACGCGGGAGGAUGAGGAGGAGGCCGGCGGUCCGGCCGCGCGGCGCCGGGAGGAGGCGCAGGCGGCGGGGGCGGCGGCGGGCGGCGGCGGGCGCGCGGGGUGCGGGCCGGCUCGGGCGCGGAGGAUGAAGUGGAGCGUCCGCGGGGCCUGCGCCGCGCUCUCCUCCUGCCUCCUGCUCGCCUGCGCGCUCAGCGCCGCCGCCGUCGGCCUCAAGUGCUUCUCGCUGGGCUCGGAGCUGCGCGGGGAGCCGUUCCGGCUGGGGGCGGCCGCCGGCGCCUUCUACUCGGGGCUGCUGCUGGCCGCCGGCCUCUCGCUGCUCGGCGCCGCCCUGCUCUGCUGCGGGCCCCGGGACGCGCCCCUCGCGGGGCCGGGGCCGGGGCCGGGCCCGGGCCCGGGGGCCCCUGCGGCCCAGGCAGGGGCUCCAGAGGCUGCGCCGGGGGAGCCGGGGGCCGCAGCCGGGCCCCCAGGGCCAGUGAACAGCCAGAACCUGCUCCUGCUCGGCGUCCUCGUCUUCAUGCUCGGGGUCCUCAGCGCCUUCGCGGGCGCCGUGAUCGACGGCGACACCGUGUCGCUAGUAGAACGCAAGUACUCCCACUACUGUCUGCCCCCCCGCGCGCCGGCCGCCGCCCCCGGCGCGGCCCCCGGCCCCGCGGCCGCCGCCCCCGGCCCGGCCCCCGGCGCGCCGCGCGCCCGCAGCGCCCUGGACAGCGCCACGUCCGCCAAGUGCCGCCAGCUGAAGGACUACCAGCGGGGCCUGGUGCUUUCCACCGUCUUCAACUCGCUCGAGUGCCUGCUGGGCCUGCUCAGCCUCCUGCUGGUCAAGAACUACAGGUCGUCGCAGGCUCGGCGCGGCCGGCGCGGCCGGCGGAGGGGAGGCCGGGCCCCGGCGCGGCCCCGCGGCGGCCCCGGGCUCCGCGCGCAGCCGCCGGCCUCCCGGGCGCGGCGGGGCCGGCGGGGCCGGCGCGGGCGGCGGCUGCAGCCGCGGCCGAGCGAGGCUUCCAUCCUGUCCCCGGAGGAGUCGGACUUGGCCGCCCCGGGGGACUGCGCGGGCUUCGCGGCGCACCACGCAGUCUCCUACAUCAACGUGGGCGUCUUCCACGCGUUCGACGAGGCGGGUGUGGAGGUGUGCUGCGGGGGGCACCCGUCGGUGGAGCUGCCGGGGUACGCGCCCUCGGAUCCCGACCUCAACGCCUCCUACCCCUACUGCUGCCGGCCGCCCUGCGAGGCGGGGCGCCCGUGGGAGCCAAGCCGGGCCUGCUGAGCCCCCGGGCCCACCCCAGACGGACCGCGCUCGGGCCCGCGCGCGCCUCCCGGCCCGGCCACCCAGCGAGGGACGACCUGGGCCGCUGUGGCUUUGCACCUUCAGGGGCGGACUGGCCUCGCGUCGCCGAGGGCUCCUCGCCGCGAGACUGGUCCUUCACUAUUACCAUUUCUGUGUCUGGGAGGUUUCUCUUCUUUUCCGUGUCUGUUCGUAUCCGGAUUCCAUUUUAAAGUUUACAAUAAAUGUUUUGGGGUUGCCUCGCCCCCAUCGCACUUCUCUUUGGCAAGUCCGGUCCAGGGUGAGAGAGUUCGGAGAGCGAGGGUGAUUUCGCGGGAGGAACCCUCGCUGAGAGGACAGAAAGACAGAGCAGCUGGUACUUUAGGGUUGGCAGAAGUGGAAAAGCACCCAACAGCAACACUUUGUACACGGAUGUGCCUGCUUUCGUUGAUACUUUCUUACUGUAAAGCUCUCCAUAAACAGUGAAAAUGUUUGGUAAAUUUAUUGCAAUUUAAAAUUGGUUAGUUCCUUUGUUAAAUUAAUUGCUAUGUUAUUGGAGAUAUUCAUCAAAUUGGAGUUAGGGGGUGUCGACACACAAAUCAGUUUGGGGCAAAUGGUUGAAGUUGGUCAAAUGUUGAAUUUGAACAGUUGUAUUCUGCUAGGUGGUUGACUCCAUCCAACCUCUUCCUAAAGCUAACUUUCAGACAUUUCUUUUUUUGGAAACUGGCAGUGGGGUUUCUACUGCAAAGCUGAGCUUAUUUUUGGUUAAUAUAUAUGAACAAUCCAAUCCUAUUUUGGAAAAUCACAGUCAUAGUUUUUCUGGCAAAGAUUAUUUUCCUGUUAAUUAAUUCAUUAAUCUGGUAAUUUUGCAUAUUAUAGCAUUUCAUUUAAAAAUACACCCCUUAAAUAG